This is a messenger RNA of Chlorella variabilis, 933 nucleotides long. RefSeq lists its product as hypothetical. The record is from RefSeq and is a predicted model, not a curated record. The coding region runs from base 1 to 933 and encodes 310 amino acids. The transcript is spliced from 9 exons. NCBI's taxonomy places the organism in Eukaryota, Viridiplantae, Chlorophyta, Trebouxiophyceae, Chlorellales, Chlorellaceae.
AUGAUCGCGGUCCUGGCGGGCGCCGUGCUGGGCCCCUUCACCGCCGUGUAUGCUGUGGGGCCGGUGGCGGCGGUGCUCUUCCUGCCGCUGCUGGCGGUGCAGCUGGGCGUGACGCUGGGCCUGGGCGUGGUGCCGGGCUCCUUCACCAUCCCAGACAAGGUCACGGCCGGCCUCACCGCCGGCCUGCUGUCACUCUACUUCCUCCUCCUCAUGCACACCACCCUGUGGAACAAGCUGGAGGCCUACUUCUGCAACACACCCUGGCUCAGGCACACCGGCGAGCUGCAGGCGGUGGAGGGCACCCGCAAGUACGCCACACGCUGCCCCUUCACAGGCCACCGCCCCACCAUGCGCUGCCCCAGCUGCGAGGCCCGCGUGCACGACUCCGCUUUCCACAAGUCGGACCGCCUGGUCGCCUGGUUUGUGGGCGAGACUGUGCUGCGGUGGGACGCCGCCAAGCUGUGCACCGAUGCAGGGGAGGGCAACGUGAAGAGGGCCCGGCAGCGGCUGGACCAGUGCCUCGACUUCCGCGGCAACACGCUGUUUGCCAGCGUCAGCGCCUGCUGCGUGGGGUGCGCCACCUGGCAGCGGUGCUUCAACCUGCUGCCCCGCAUGUCCCUCAGCCUCGCCAUGACCUCCCUCUUCUUCGUCUUCGUCCCCUGGGCCUUUGCAUCCUUCCUCAGCGGCGGCAGCAGCACCAGCGGCCAGAGCAUCGGCGGCGGCGGCGCCAAGGCCAUCCAUGUGACGUGCGACGUGCUGGGGGUGCUGUUUGCCCAGGCCGCGCUGGUGGUGCAGGUGCAUGCUGUGCUGAGGGCAAACGAGUUCCUGGCAAAGUACAGGCCCAUGGUGCCGUCCCUCAAGCCGCUGUUCCAGCCCCCCAAGUGGCGCCUGGUGCAGCACAUCAUGCACGCGCCCUGGGAGCAGGCAAUCUGA